AUGAGGCAGAGUAAGAUGGAUGUGGAGACGAAUGUAGAAGUGUUGGAAGCAGAAGACGAUCCUAUCAGUUGUUGGGAGGCAGACAUGGUUGAGAAUUUUAAUGUGACAUGUCCGAAAGAGUGUUACAUUAUCUUUGAAGAUGUCAAUUCUGAGACGGAAAGCCUGCGUCGAGUGCAGACAACAGAAGACAUGAUAACUUUCAACCGGUGCAAGAGAGUUGACUUGGAAUGCUGCAUUCUACCCACUUCGACCCGGAAUUUGCGACAGACCAAUGCGGAAAUGCGGCGGGAGCUCGAGCAAUUAAAGUGGAAUAUACGACCGGGCGAUGACCAGAAUCAGAUGUCGUCAGCUCUAAUGCCAAAUAUGCAGCCACUAGAUCUUCAGAACAUCAAUGAAGUAGAGAGAGCCUCUGGGUCUUUCCUGAAUACCACAGACACGUCAGGCGAGCUUGCGUCGCUUUCGCCUUCUUUCGGGGAUGGUCCUGUGGCUUCAACAGGCAUGGGAGCCAAACUAUGCUUCCCCUUCCGAGGCUUUAGACAACUCUGGAGAAGCUCGAAGCCCUUUCGGAGGAAAGAUGGGCGAGUUGACUCUCUCGGGCUAAGACUGCGGACUUGGUUGAGCAUGAGUGUUAGUUUUGAUAUGUUUUGGUAUUGGAGAGAGGAGUUUGGGAAUAUGUCUAACCAGUACAGUGGAGAGGAAAGCAUUGCACCUCCGAAUAUGCAUACUGAACAAGCAACACCUCGUAAACUUUCAAGUCCGGCCCUCAGAUUUUCACUGCGACUAACAUACAUCGAAAGACCUAAUUCAAUAGGCAUGAACUUUGACACCUGGGAUGGAUCGAACUAUGAUGCACCGCCUAUGCUAGACCAGAUGUUCCCAGAUUACGAUUGGGCGACUAGCUUUGAUUUCUCAAACGAUUAG
This is a messenger RNA of Lindgomyces ingoldianus, 921 nucleotides long. RefSeq lists its product as uncharacterized. The record is from RefSeq and is a predicted model, not a curated record. Lineage: Eukaryota; Fungi; Ascomycota; Dothideomycetes; Pleosporales; Lindgomycetaceae. The transcript is spliced from 5 exons. Bases 1 to 921 code for a protein of 306 amino acids.